Molecule: messenger RNA, 1902 nt
Organism: Besnoitia besnoiti
Lineage: Eukaryota; Apicomplexa; Conoidasida; Eucoccidiorida; Sarcocystidae
Product: sulfate adenylyltransferase/adenylylsulfate kinase
Exons: 7
Coding region: 1-1902 (633 amino acids)
Cellular component (GO): cytoplasm
Molecular function (GO): sulfate adenylyltransferase (ATP) activity; ATP binding; adenylylsulfate kinase activity
Source: RefSeq, a predicted model, not a curated record
AUGGAGGGCCCGACUGUCGCAGUCACGACCCCGACUUUACUAUCUGGCACCGGCUGCCCCGCCGUCGGCAACGACGUCAAAAGCGUGAGGGUAGACACGACAGCUGAAACGAAUGGACCUGUUGCAGCUUCAGGGAGCCAUUUCACGCCGCCAGCGGCAGCACUGGACCUGCCAACAGACUGGACUUUAAAUGAUCGCCAACUGUGCGAAGUUGAAUUGCUAGUGAGCGGAGCACUGGCGCCGCUUACUGGCUUCAUGGACGAAGAAACAUACCGCAGUGUCUGCACAGAUAUGAGACUGCCAACAGGGGAAAUUUUCCCCAUACCCAUCGUCCUUGCAAUACCGAAAAGUGCUAGCAAUCCAAAUGUGCACUGGCUGCAGCAUCACAAGGGCUGCACAACGCAAGCGUCCGAUCUCCCUGCAGCCUUGGGAACUGUGAUCAAAUUGAGAAACAAUGUCGGAACUGUCAUUGUGGAGUUGAAGGUGUCUUCGGUUUUUGAGCCCAAUCUACAGUGGGAGCAGGAGCUCGUUUUGGGCACGACAGACGCAAACCAUCCCUAUGUCGCCUACAUGAAUACCACCUAUAAAGACUGUGUGUACGUCGGUGGCGAACUCAUUCCGAGGGCGUGUAUCGAGCAUUUUGACUACGAAGGAUAUAGGCUUUCUCCUGCUGAAACAAAUGCAGAGAUCAAGAGAAGGAAGUGGGAAGUCGUCGUCGGCUUCCAAACACGAAAUCCCAUGCAUCGUUCCCACUAUGAAUUGACCAAGCUCGCUCUAAGGAAGGUCAAAGCAGAACUCUCCAAGCAGCCCCACCUCCUCCUCACGCCUGCCGUGGGUCCGACACAGCCUGGAGAUGUCCCUUAUCCCGUGCGAGUCCGUUGCUACAAAAAACUCUUGAGCCAUUACGAAAAGGACGAGGCGAUGAUGACGUUAAUUCCGCUUCCUAUGAGGAUGGCGGGGCCAAGAGAGUGUGUCUGGCAUGCCCUUAUCAGAAAGAACUUCGGAUGCACUCACUUUAUUGUUGGGCGUGAUCACGCGGGCCCGAGCACGCUCACGAAAGAUGGGCAGAAAUUCUACGGCGCAUAUGAUGCGCACAAGCUGCUGGCCGCCGUCGCGGCGGAUCUUGGGAUUAUUCCAGUCUUUGGUCAGGAGAUGGUUUAUCUCGGCGAGGAGAAAGGAUAUUGUUCAGCAGAAGAAGUGGGCGAGACUGACAAGGAUCUCAUACGGACUAUAUCAGGGUCCCAGUUCCGGAAAAUGUUGGAGCAGAGGCAAAGCAUUCCUGCUUGGUUCUCGUUCCCCGAAGUGGUCGACGAACUAAAAAAAUUCUACAAACCGAAUCACCAGCGAGGUCUUUGCAUCUACUUUACCGGCCUGCCGUGCUCAGGCAAAAGCACUCUGGCACAGGCGCUCGAGUCUGCCCUUCUCGAGAAAGAAGAAGAAACAAGGCGUAUAACUCUUUUGGACGCGGACGUAGUUCGUCAGCACCUUUCGAGAGGGUUGGGUUUCUCUCGGGAAGACAGAAGCACGAACGUAAGACGCAUCGGCUACAUAGCAUCAGAAAUUGCGAAGCACGGGGGAAUUUGCCUGGUGGCGAACAUCGCGCCGUAUGCCGUUGACCGCGAUUUCAACCGUCAUCUGAUAUCUUCAACCGGCGGUCUGUACAUUGAAGUGUAUGUAAGUACUCCCCUGAGCGUCUGCGAACAAAGGGACGUUAAGGAGUUGUACAAGAAAGCUCGCCAGGGAAUUAUCAAGCAAUUCACAGGGAUUUCCGACCCGUAUGAGCCUCCCAUUAAUGCAGAAGUUGUGGUUGAUUCUAGUUCAGAUUUGAGGGAAAAGAUACGAAUGAUCGUUGCGUAUCUCAGGGAAAAAGGGUGUAUUGAUCACCCCAGUGGCUCGGGAUGA